AUGGCAGCUUCGAAUAAAAAAAGCUCAACAUCCCAUGAUGUUAGUACAGAUACAGAUGAUUCUGAUUGUGCAAAAAAUUGUUCAGAUUCUAAUAAUAAUAGUGAAAGUUCAUCAUCAUCUAUGCAUCGAGGAAUCAAACGAAUAAAUAAUAAAAUGAAACCAUGUCUUGUACAAAAAACAUCAACAAGUGAUGAAGAACUUCAAUUAAAUGAAAAUAAUCAAAUCAAAUUAUCUUCAACACAUACAGGACGUUCAAAUGAACAACCAACACAUGGAAUUCUUAAAGUUCCUAGUGGUUCAACAAGUCCUGAAUUACAAGUACCAAAUCAUCCAAUAAAACCAUUAAAAAUAAAAAAUAAAUCAAAAUCUUCAUCACCAAUAUCAACAAAUGAUCGUACAUCAGGUAUAAUUGGUGCUCCAAUACAUCAAUAUCAUCGUAAUCGUCAUAGAACUAUUGAUGAUAAUCGAUCAAGUCCAAGUAAAAUUCAAACAAAUAAAAAAACUCAAGAUCAAACAAUUGUAUCAACAACAAUAACAAAUAAUUCUGAUCGUAUUACACUUGUUGUUGAUGAAACAAGAUUUGUUAUUGAUCCACAAUUAUUUCGUGCACAUCCUAAUACAAUGCUUGGAAGGAUGUUUAGUAUAUCAUGGGAAACAUCACUCGUACCUAAUGAACGAGGAGAAUAUGAAAUUGCUAAUGGAAUAUCAGCAACUAUAUUUCGAAGUUUAUUGGAUUUUUAUAGUAUUGGUACAAUACGUUGUCCACCUUCGGUUAGUAUACAAGAUUUACGUGAAGCAUGUGAUUAUUUUCUUAUACCAUUUGAUCAACUAACUAUUCAAUGUCAAGAUUUAUGUGGAUUAUUACAUGAAUUAUCUAAUGAUGGUGCAAAAAAACAAUUUGAAAUGUUUCUUGAAAAUGAUAUUUUCCCUGUGCUUGUUGAAUCUGCUCAACGUGGUGAUCGCGAAUGUCAAAUAGUGAUUUUAUGUGAUGAUGAUCUCAUCGAAUGGGAUGAUGAUUAUCCACCACAACUUUGUCAAGAAGAAGACAAAGCUCAAAUUAUACGUUCAACUGCAAUGUAUCGAUUUUUUAAAUAUAUUGAAAAUCGUGAAGUAGCUAAAUUGGUGCUAAAAGAUCGUGGUUUAAAAAAAAUUCGCAUGGGAAUUGAAGGUUAUCCAACACAUAAAGAAAAAGUUCGCUGUCGUCCUCGUGCUCGACCAGAAGCUAUUUAUAGUUAUAUUCAAAGACCGUUUCUUCGUAUGUCUUGGGAAAAAGAAGAAGCUAAAUCACGUCAUGUUGAUUUUCAAUGUGUACGAAGUCGUUCAGUGAAUAGUCUCAUUGAUGCAAAUGAUGAUCAAAAUUCUGGUAAUGCUUUACUUUUUCCAUUUCUAGAAAUUGCUCAAAAUCAAAUAAUUCCACCACCACCAUCACCUAGAGAGCUAUUUCCUGCAUUAGCACCAUUUUCUUUAUCAGGACUUCCGGGCGAUACAUCAUUGACUGAUUAA
Messenger RNA from Rotaria sp. Silwood1, 1503 nucleotides. NCBI's taxonomy places the organism in Eukaryota, Metazoa, Rotifera, Eurotatoria, Philodinida, Philodinidae. The record is from the annotation of a GenBank genome assembly.